Enterobius vermicularis (human pinworm) is the source of this 2316-nucleotide messenger RNA. NCBI's taxonomy places the organism in Eukaryota, Metazoa, Nematoda, Chromadorea, Rhabditida, Oxyuridae. The record is from the annotation of a GenBank genome assembly.
AUGUCUCGAAUACUGAAUCCAUUGUCAGGAAGUUAUCAAAAUCGCACACCACUUACUCGGUAUGAAAAUGAAGGGAAUAGAGCACCAUCAAGUACUUCAAGUUCUGGACAAUAUGGCUUUUACUAUCGAGUCUUGCUAAAAGGUUGCUCAUUGGAUGUUGACUUUGACAAUUUACCUAUUAAACCUGAGCGGAAGGCACGAAAUACAAGAGUACAAGUGCCAAACUUACAACCUUUGCUCAUUCCGGCGGAAAAGGAAGAGUAUUUGACAGUUCGUGUUUCUCUUGUGUGUAGAAACGGUCUUCUAUUUGUGCAGUUAGAAAAUUGUGCUGAACUAAUUAUGACGAUUUCUCGAAGAAUAAAAACAUUGUUGGAAAAAAGAAAACCAGUUUUGAAUCCAGCAGCUGGUAGCAUCGUCAUAGCCAAGUUCAAAGUUGACCAGUGUUUUUAUCGUGCUUGUGUCAUAUCAAAAAGAGAUAUUGGUAGAGUGAAGGUUUUCUUUAUUGAUUAUGGAAACACGGAGUUUGUGGAUGAAGAGGAUAUAUUGCCAGCCGACGAGUUCUUAUUAAACGUUGCUCCACAGGCGGUUCGAUUAAUUAUCAAGGGAGCAGAAAAGACUUCUCUGAGUGACAAAGAGAUGAUUGACUUGCUUCAAGAUAGACAGAUACACGUUCAGCUUUUGUCUGUCGUUGAGCAGCAAGAUGCGUUUUCGGUGAGGGCGUUUUUGUGGGAGAGAGGAAAGAAACUUGAUCUGUCAAAAAUCUUGAUUGGUGUAGCAGAUUGUCCUUGCCUUUCACCGCCUGUUUUAGACGAAACGUUUCCAGGGAGGAAGAUUGAUAGCGAAGUUGUGAACAUUAACAGUCGUGGCAAUAGUCUAUCUGGAUUUCACCCUGCAAAAAAUUCCGAGUUUUGCCAAGACGAGUCACGAAAGUCCAGUCAAAGAAAUUCUGUACAUAACUCUGAAGUUUUGACUGAUCGCUUCAAAUUUGGACAACCUGCAGCAAUUAACAGUUCAUCUUCUGGGAAUCGAACUUUUAGGGAAAGGGCAAUCAAUAACAACAGAAGUUCUUGGAACAGUCAGGAGUUUGGCCGUGAUUCUCGCGAUGGUUUUAAAAGCCGCGCUCAUCAUAAGGAAGAGUCGAGAGCAUUUUCCACUUAUGAAGGACGGCGUAAUGGAGGGUUUUCGAGAUCAAGGUUUACUGAUACUGGUGUUAAUAGUAAUGUUCUUAUACGGCUUGAAAUUUCAUGCCAGGAGAGGGAAGAAAGAAAUAGUGCGAACAGAUUGGAUCCGGAUUCUAGCGAUUUCCAAGCUAGUGAAAGUUUACCUCAUCUUGACACCACUGAUGUUUUAAUAAGGGUUGGUGAGGUACCUACUGCCAUCACUUCUGGUCAGGGGUUAGAUGAUUUUCAAGGCGAGAUAUCGCGUGGAACUGACCUAACCUUCUCAAAAAUCGCUGCUGCUCAGUUGGGUGAUAUCAAGUUUGGCGACGAAGUGCUAGGCUUUAGGAGCGACUAUUCAGAUGCAGCAGAUCCAUACUCGUUCUACGUACAGUUGUUACGUGACCAAGAGUUUGUGGUAAAACUUAAUUUAUGUGAACUUCCAGAAGAUGUGGAUCCACUAGAUAUUUACGGCCUAUUCCGCCCGUGUCUUGCAUUUUAUCCAGAGGACGAAACUUAUUAUAGAGCAGAAUUUAUAAGCAAGCCAGAAGAUGAUAAGCAGGUUAUUCGUUUUGUCGACUACGGCAAUAUUCACGAACUUGGUGAUAAGAAGGUGUAUCAGAUAAACGAAAAGAUUCCUGAUAUAUUCCGUUCUCAUCCACGUUACGCCUUCCACUGCAAAUUAUCCAAUGUAUUGCCGAAAGGCAAUGAACAGUCUUUCUCUUACGAAGCCAGGUCGUAUUUUUCUGAGCUUACAGCAGCAGAUAAAUUAAACGUCCGCUUCUUGGUGCGAUUGCCUAAUGAAAUGUUUGAAGUCGAAUUGUCUUCAAUCGAAGGGGAAAGUGUUUCUGAAAUGUUUUGCAAAAGGGGGUUUGCUGUAAAAGCCAGUGGUUCAAAACUGUACAAGGAUGAUAACAAUUUUGAUACUGCGCAGGUAGAGCAGGACAUCGCUGACGCUGUAAAGUGUAUGGUUGAUUCCGUAGUUGAAGUUAACAGCAGUAACGAACAGAAUUGUCUUAGCGACCGCAAAGGCUUGGAUAAUACGUCUCUACACUGCAUGCGAGAGGAGAAGAGCGCUUUUUUGCAAAAAACAACUGCUGAGCAGGCAAGAGAAGAUCCAGGAUCUGAAUGGCACGUAGACCAUCAUGUUGAUUGGUGA